Molecule: messenger RNA, 555 nt
Organism: Periconia digitata
Lineage: Eukaryota; Fungi; Ascomycota; Dothideomycetes; Pleosporales; Periconiaceae
Source: the annotation of a GenBank genome assembly
AUAUACACGAUGUAUCCAGCCUUGUCAACCAUCGAAGCUGAGCUAAACGGCGGGAAGUGGGGCUUUGUUAUUUUCCGUUGCGCGUACGGUGACGAUGCCUCUUGGAAACGAUUCUUGGGCUACCUACAAGCUAAAUAUCGGUAUGCACUGGCUCUCGAAGGCGCAGAUAGAUUGUACGAGCAGCUCGACUGGACCAUACAAGAAGACUCAGCUUUGGAUGGUGCAGACGCGGAGGUAGUGAAGGUGAUAUUCCAGGAAUGGUUGGAGCAGCACAAAGACGACGAAAGUGUGGGUCAUACACGAGCGCGUGCCUGUAUCAUGAUUGAUCAGGAUGUUCUUGAUGACUUGGGUUAUGUUUACGAAUAUGCACAAGAUAUAGAAGAGUAUGACGAGGAGGCGUUCGUUUGGGUGCAUUUGAUCUCGAGCGAAGAUGACGAAAAGCCGACCAAAGUUGGGGUAGACUAUCUCAUGCCAAAUGCGUAUGUUAAUAUCAAUAUUGAAGGAUGGGAGGCCGUGGAGAGAAAAGAUGGCGAGGAGGUAGCUAAGCCUUCUUAG